This is a messenger RNA of Trichosurus vulpecula (common brushtail), 1436 nucleotides long. It is a transcript of the gene PTAFR, whose product is annotated as platelet activating factor receptor. Gene Ontology annotation, molecular function: platelet activating factor receptor activity; G protein-coupled purinergic nucleotide receptor activity. The transcript has a single exon. Gene Ontology annotation, cellular component: membrane. Bases 15 to 1049 code for a protein of 344 amino acids. The record is from RefSeq and is a predicted model, not a curated record. NCBI's taxonomy places the organism in Eukaryota, Metazoa, Chordata, Mammalia, Diprotodontia, Phalangeridae. Gene Ontology annotation, biological process: G protein-coupled receptor signaling pathway; chemotaxis.
CUUUCUUGUUCAGAAUGGCGGAUGAAGAGAACUCCCGGGUGGAUUCCGAAUUCAGAUACACGCUCUUCCCUAUUGUCUAUGGUAUCAUCUUUGUGCUGGGCAUCAUCUCCAAUGGUUACGUGCUGUGGGUGUUCAUCAGCCUCAACCCUGCCAAGAAAUUAAAUGAAAUCAAGAUCUUCAUGGUCAACCUGACAGUGGCUGACCUGCUCUUCUUGUUUACUCUGCCCUUAUGGAUUGUCUAUUAUAUUAAUCUUGGCAACUGGAUCCUCCCCAACUUCCUGUGCAAUGUGGCAGGCUGUCUCUUCUUCAUCAACACUUACUGUUCUGUUGCCUUUCUUGGGGUCAUUACUUACAACCGCUUCCAGGCUGUGACAGACCCCAUCAAAGCAGCGCAAUCUACCACACGCCGCCGGGGCAUCAUCCUAUCCUUGAUCAUCUGGGUGGUGAUUUUGGGUUGUGCUUUGUAUUUCCUCUUCUCGGAUUCCACCAAUGUUGUUUCUUUGAAGGAAGGGGGAAAUGUAACCCGCUGCUUUGAACAUUACGAAGAGGGAAGCAUCCCUGUCCUCAUCAUCCAUGUCAUCAUUGUGUUUUGCUUCUUCGUCGUAUUCCUUGUGAUCCUGGUCUGCAAUGUGAUCAUCAUCCGAACCUUGUUGGCUCAGCCCCUCCAGCCCCAGAACAAUGCUCAAGUUAAACACAAAGCCCUCUGGAUGGUUUGUACCGUGAUGGCUGUCUUCUUCAUCUGCUUUGUGCCCCACCACAUUGUCCAGUUGCCCUGGACCCUGGCAGAGCUGAAGAUAGGUUUUAAGGAAAGCAACCAUGUCCAUCAGGGCAUCAAUGAUGCCCACCAGGUAACCCUCUGCCUCAUGAGCGUCAACUGCGUCUUAGAUCCCGUCAUCUACUGCUUCCUCACCAAGAAAUUCCGAAAACAUCUUUCAGAGAGGUUACAGAGCAUGAAAGGGAGUCGCAAAUGCUCUCGUGUCACUACAGACACGGGUGUAGAAGUGGUCGUGCCCCUCAAUGACUACCCCAUCAAUCAUGUGAACAAUUAGGCUGUGGCUCCUCUGACCCAGUGUCAAGAACCAUUGCCCUGCAGAGGUUCUGCUGGGAUCCAGGAAGGAAAGAGAAGGCACUCCACCUGAGCCUGGACAGCACCUUCUUCCUUGUCUCUUUGGACAACUACAGGUCAAGUCCGAGUGGAGGUGAGACAACUUCUCCAAACUAAGCUGGGAAGAUCUAAAUCUUGCCCAAACAGGAUGCUCCCUCUUCCCUUAGAAAAAUACACUUGCUUUUAGGAAAUCCUACUCUCCUCAGCUUCCAGGAUCAUGUUACAGAAUCUGUAUGCACUAGAGUGAUGGUUCCCACUGAGUGGUUUGCAAACCCUUUGGGGGUUCAGCUUGAUGGUGUUAAAUAGAGUGCCAGACCUAGGGUCAGGAAGA